UAACAUUGAAAAGGUUAUUUGUUGAGACUAACUAUUCAAAUAAAGGAAGAAACAAUACAAUUCAUACAAAGUUGUGUGCCCCAUUUUUUUCUUACUUAUUCAACUCGAACCUUUUCUCAUCAUUCUUCUAUAAAUAGAAACCGAAUUCAAGCCAAAAUAUAAUUCAUAAACCAACCUAGCUAAGUAUUCUCAAAAUCCCCAUUUGUUUCUCUCUUGUUAUCACUCUCCAUUGUCCAAACCUAGCUAGCUAGAAAAUGGCGUUUAGGGACUACUUAAAUUUUUCCCUAAUAAUAGUACUAGCACUCCUUUCUGCUUUUCCAAACACCAUCUUUGCUUAUUCUCUCGACGAAGUCAAAUCAUGGUGUGGCCAAACACCCAAUCCCCAACCAUGCGAGUAUUUUCUAAGCACCGCCCAAUAUAGUAACUAUCACGUCCAUGCCCCCAUCAAACAAAACUCCGACUUCUUUAAGAUAUCCACCAAGCUCGCCCUGGACCGGGCCGUCCACGCUCACAACGGCGUCGUUUCGCUCGGGCCCAAAUGCCGGAACUCGCGAGAGAAGGCAGCCUGGGCCGAUUGCCUCGAGCUCUACGAGUACACAAUCCAAAGACUCAACGAGACCGCUGACUCUGAUGACAAGUCAUGCUCUCAAGAAGAUUUCCAGACGUGGCUCAGUACGGCUCUGACCAACCUCGACACGUGUCGUUCUGGGCUUCUCGAGAUGGGAGACCCCGACAAUCUCCUGCCGUUGAUCACGUCCAAUAAUGUCACCAAAUUGAUUAGCAACACUUUGGCUAUAAACAAACCGGGGUCGAAUACUAAACAGAGUUACAAAAAUGGGUUCCCUAGUUGGGUGAGGCCAGGUGACCGGAAGCUCUUGCAGUCGUCGUCAUCACCGUCUUCUCAGGCCGAUGUUGUGGUGGCGCAAGACGGCUCCGGGAAAUAUAAGACGAUAAAAGAGGCGGUGAGCGCGGCGGGGAGUGGAAAAAAGAGUGGCAGGUUUGUAAUUUACGUGAAGUCUGGGACGUAUAACGAAAAUAUUGAGAUAAAGGGCAAGAAUAUUAUGUUGGUCGGAGAUGGUAUUGGGAAGACUAUUGUUACCGGAAGCAAAAGCGUCGGAGGCGGUUCUACCACCUUCAAUUCAGCCACUGUCGCUGUUGUUGGAGAUGGAUUUAUUGGUCGAGACAUUACAUUCCGAAACACAGCCGGACCAUCCAAUCACCAAGCCGUGGCACUGCGGUCGGGUUCGGAUCUAUCCGUAUUCUAUAGAUGUAGCUUCGAAGGUUACCAAGAUACCCUUUACGUCCACUCCGAUAGACAAUUCUACAGAGAAUGUGAUAUUUAUGGCACUGUCGACUUCAUAUUCGGCAACGCUGCUGUUGUGUUCCAAAACUGCAACAUCUACGCUCGUAACCCACCCAACAAAACCAACACCAUCACCGCCCAAGGCCGAACCGACCCGAACCAAAAUACGGGCAUUUCGAUCCACAAUUGUCGGGUCACCGCCGCUUCGGACCUGAAAUCGUCCCAAAGCUCAGUCAAAACAUACUUGGGGAGACCCUGGAAGGAGUAUUCGAGGACUGUUUUCAUGAAAACUAGUCUUGAUAGUUUGAUCAACCCGGCGGGCUGGUUGGAGUGGAGUGGCAGUUUUGCCCUCAAGACUCUGUAUUAUGGUGAGUACGCAAAUACUGGAGCGGGUUCGUCCACGGCGAACCGGGUCAAAUGGCCCGGUUACCGUGUAAUUACUAGUGCAUCCGAGGCUUCGAAAUUUACCGUGGGUAAUUUUAUCGUGGGUGGGUCGUGGUUGCCUGCUACCAGUGUGCCUUUUACGUCUGGUCUUUAAUUUCCAUGAUGCUCUUUUUCAAAUUUGUAAAUCAUUGUGUAUUUACAUUUGUUACAAGUGAUGUCUUAUAAGGGUAAAUUAGGUUUUUUAUUAUUAUUAUUGUUUGUAUUUUUCAAAUAAAGUGAUCAAAGUUCACUACGUAAAGGGUACCGUAAGUACCAUUUGUCAUUAUUCUUUAUAUGGUUUGAAAUUGCAUGAACAAUUAAUUGUCAAUUAUUCUUUA
Messenger RNA from Humulus lupulus (European hop), 2064 nucleotides. RefSeq names its product pectinesterase 2-like. NCBI's taxonomy places the organism in Eukaryota, Viridiplantae, Streptophyta, Magnoliopsida, Rosales, Cannabaceae. Gene Ontology annotation, biological process: cell wall modification. The transcript is spliced from 2 exons. The record is from RefSeq and is a predicted model, not a curated record. Bases 255 to 1841 code for a protein of 528 amino acids. Gene Ontology annotation, molecular function: pectinesterase inhibitor activity; pectinesterase activity.